AUGUCUGGGUUGCUCUCUCAACUACCGUCAAUAGCGUAUCCGCCUGAACAAGAUGGCUACUUUUCUCCGGUAACAAGCACACUGGACUGGUGUGAGGAGAACUAUGUUGUUACACAUUUUGUCGCUGAAGCGGUGAAUACCUUUACCAACCUCUUGUUCGUAUACCUAGCUACAAAGGGCAUUCGCAGCUGCUUGAAGUAUGGACACGAUACAGUCUUUCUUGUUAGCUUUGUUGGCUAUUUGCUUGUCGGGAGCGGCAGUUUAUUGUUUCACGCGACAUUGAAGUACCCCAUGCAGCUUGUCGAUGAGCUUUCGAUGAUUUACACGACAUGUCUAAUGAACUAUGCCACGUUCUCCUACGGCAAGUCACGACUGUAUUCCACGGUACUCGCCAUCUGCCUCACGUCGCUUGCCGUGUUCAUCACGCUCUACUACCACUAUCUGCAAAAUCCAACCUUUCACCAGAAUGCAUACGCAGUUCUUACAGCAGUUGUGUUCUUUCGCGCCCUCUACGUAAUGGAGGUCAAUAUCCGACCGCGCUUCCGGUCGCAGGAGAGAGAGGCAGCGAACCCGCGUCUGGAUGGGAGUGCAAAGGCAGUGCGACAGGAAAACCAGCGAGACGAAGAGAUUCUGAGCACCAUGUGGAAGAUGAUUGCAUUUGGCCUCAGCAUCUUCCUGGGUGGGUUUGCCAUCUGGAAUCUUGACAACGUGUUCUGCUCGCGGCUGAUCUGGUGGCGGAGGCAAGUCGGCAUGCCUUGGGGCUUCGUGCUCGAGGGGCAUGGAUGGUGGCACUUGAUGACUGGGCUUGGGGCAUAUUUCUACAUUGUGUGGGGCAUUUGGCUCAGGCACUGUCUUAAUUACAGACAGGACGAGUACGAGUUGCAGUGGCCAAAUGUGUGGACGGUGCCCGAGGUAAGGGCUAGAGGAAGAGAUGCGAAGAAGGAAGCGUAG
This is a messenger RNA of Bipolaris zeicola 26-R-13, 951 nucleotides long. RefSeq lists its product as uncharacterized. The coding region runs from base 1 to 951 and encodes 316 amino acids. Gene Ontology annotation, cellular component: endoplasmic reticulum membrane. The transcript is spliced from 4 exons. Lineage: Eukaryota; Fungi; Ascomycota; Dothideomycetes; Pleosporales; Pleosporaceae. Gene Ontology annotation, biological process: ceramide catabolic process; ceramide biosynthetic process. The record is from RefSeq and is a predicted model, not a curated record.